This is a messenger RNA of Branchiostoma belcheri (Belcher's lancelet), 1643 nucleotides long. RefSeq names its product iodotyrosine deiodinase 1-like. Gene Ontology annotation, molecular function: oxidoreductase activity. The record is from RefSeq and is a predicted model, not a curated record. NCBI's taxonomy places the organism in Eukaryota, Metazoa, Chordata, Leptocardii, Amphioxiformes, Branchiostomatidae. The coding region runs from base 194 to 1072 and encodes 292 amino acids. The transcript is spliced from 5 exons.
CUUGAAGGCAAUAUCAGAUGUAACGUUAUAACUCUUGUGCCGCAUACCGUUACCUGUGCCCUGACACACGUUCCGUUGUUGUUACCCGUUGACCUCCAACAUUUUAUUUCCGGGUUAAAGCUAACUUUCCUUGGCGACUUGGGAAAGGACCGAGGUAACGUUACCAACAUUUUGCACACACAGGAGAAAGAACAUGGACUUUUCAGCUCCAUUUCUGACCAGGUAUUGGUCGCAUCUGCUCUCAGCUUUGAUAGGUUUCGUUAUCGUCAAGUUCUUGGCCCAGAGUCUUUUCGGAAAAGAAAGAAAGCGACGUUUGUCUGACGAUCCCGCCCGCCAACUGGACCUGGAUAGAGAUGAGGACCAGGACGAGGUCCAAGGAGUACCGGGAGGUCCUCUAAGUUCUGAAGACACAACAGAGCACAUUCCUUAUCGUCUGAAGAGGUACACAGAGAAGGAAAUGUUCCGAAGAGCGGAGGAGUUUUACAGAAUGAUGGACGAGAGACGGACCGUUAGGUUCUUCAGUGACGAUGCUGUGCCGCUAGGGGUCGUGCAUACACUGAUAAAGACGGCAGGCACAUCACCCAGUGGGGCCCACACCCAGCCAUGGACAUAUGUAAUCGUCCAGGACGUCAACCUGAAACACCAGAUCAGGGAACUUGUGGAGGCAGAGGAGGAGAUCAACUACAGGAAGAGAAUGAGUGCCACUUGGGUCAAAGACCUGGAAAAGUUACGAACGACAUGGGAGAAGCCAUACCUGGACAUAGCACCCUAUCUCAUCAUGGUGUUCAAACAGACAUAUGGGGUCGGACCCAAUGGGGAGCGACUGAACCAUUAUUACAGCGAGAUCAGCAUCUCCAUUUCUGUGGGCAUUCUCCUGGCUGCAAUCCAGAAUGCAGGACUUGUCACAGUCACCAGUACACCCCUGAAUGCAGGCCCUGCGUUACGUACGCUCCUUGGAAGGCCCAUCAACGAGAAGCUUCUGUUACUCCUACCCAUCGGCUAUCCUGCCCACAAUGCCACAGUCCCCGACCUUCAGAGGAAAGACCUCAAGGACAUCAUGGCUGUGAUGUAAUAUGUAGGUGAGGGAUGGCUGAAAAUAGAGUCUGCAGAAUGUUCUGCAAAUCUUUAUUAUCUAGUAGCACUAUUGCUGUGGAUCCUGGUACUAUCGCUGUGAAUAGUACCAGGAAGGUUGAUUUGAAAUAUUUGUUGUUCACAUUUCUGCCAGUAAGGACCAGAGGGACAUAAUGGUUUUGUUGUAAUCUAAAAAAGAGGUCGGGAGCUUAAACAUGGAGUCUGCACAGUGUUAGUUUCUGUAUGUCUGAUUUUACUUCCUCUUGGGCUAUAUUGUCCUUGACUCUAGAUUCAAUUAUGAAGGGUUAAAAGAACAUCAAGAGUAUAUUAGGUCAAGAGAUCUACUACCUUAGAUAAUAUGAAUUAACAUGUUGAUUGGAAGAAAGCUUCUGUACACAAAGAGUGGGAUCUGUCUAUACCCAAGUUCUUGUUGACGAGUAUAACUAUGAUGCAAAGUUUCUGCCCUGAGUUUAUGUUUUGAAACUACAGUAUAUGAUAGUUUCAGAAGUCUUAACUGGUCUUACCAGGCAGAUGACACAAUAGAAGACUCUACAGACAGAUUUAGCACAUAA